CACUGGCUGGCACUGUUAGGCGGCACUGGCUGGCACUGUUAGGCGGCACUGGCUGGCACUGUUAGGCGGCACUGACUGGCACUGAUGGGUGACACUGAAAGGCAGCUCAGAUGGGCACUGAUAUGUGGCAUUGUUGUGCACUGGUAGGCACUGAUAUGUGGCAUUGAUGUGGCACUGAUGAGCACUGGCACGAGGCACUGAUGAGCACUGGCACGAGGCACUGCUGGGGCUACACUGAUCAUCAGGGCACACUGAUCAUCACUGAUCACAUGAGCGAGCCGACAUCUUCGGCUCUUUCUGUGAUCAGUGAUCCGCUGUGUCCGAGGGACACAGCA
This is a messenger RNA of Staurois parvus, 335 nucleotides long. The record is from the annotation of a GenBank genome assembly. Lineage: Eukaryota; Metazoa; Chordata; Amphibia; Anura; Ranidae.